AUGUGCGAUCAUUCAAAGGAUGACGAUAUAGAGUCAUCGAUGAACGUAACAACGUGUGUGGAAAAGUUGGUUUACGUGAAUGUGAGAACAGACACCGACGUGGAAUCGCACGACCAAGAAGGCAGGCGUACAUCGUACUACCAGAACGACCACAAGACGUCACUGGCUGAUAUGGUGGAGACUGAGCGGUUCAGAGACGGCCACGACUAUGAUACCGAACUUUUGAACAAUGUCAGCAACAUGAACGACGACUAUGAUGAGGAUGUGUUCAGGCCGAACAUGGCCAAAUCAAAGGAUCAACAGCUGGACAGAGAGAGACAUAGGGCCAUCACUG
Sphaeroforma arctica JP610 is the source of this 334-nucleotide messenger RNA. RefSeq lists its product as hypothetical. NCBI's taxonomy places the organism in Eukaryota, Ichthyosporea, Ichthyophonida. The annotation marks the transcript as partial. The record is from RefSeq and is a predicted model, not a curated record. The transcript has 2 exons.